Molecule: messenger RNA, 603 nt
Organism: Corticium candelabrum
Lineage: Eukaryota; Metazoa; Porifera; Homoscleromorpha; Homosclerophorida; Plakinidae
Product: small ribosomal subunit protein eS27-like
Exons: 4
Coding region: 1-462 (153 amino acids)
Biological process (GO): translation; ribosomal small subunit assembly
Cellular component (GO): ribosome; cytosolic small ribosomal subunit
Molecular function (GO): RNA binding; structural constituent of ribosome
Source: RefSeq, a predicted model, not a curated record
AUGACUGAGUUCUCAAAAAAAGUUUGCCGGCGAGCCAAUCGUCACGUGAGUUACAACGCUCCCGGAUAUCCUGGUACUCACUCACCCGUAUGUAAAAUAUCCCGUCAGCCGCCGUUUCUUCCUUUUGCGCAAUCUCCCGUCAGCACGUGCUGUGUCUCAAGAAAGGCGUCUCAGUGUACCCAACCGGAGCGUUCUGUCGAUUCGAAAACGAUGCCACUGUUCAAGGACCUUCUCAAUCCGAAUCCGGAAGAAGAAAAGGCGAAGCACAAGCUGAAGCGGCUCGUUCAGAGCCCCAAUUCCUACUUCAUGGACGUCAAGUGUCCCGGUUGCUACAAAAUCACGACCGUCUUCAGUCAUGCGCAGACCGUCGUGCUCUGUGUCAGUUGUUCGACGGUACUCUGUCAGCCGACAGGCGGGCGAGCGAGACUCACAGAAGGUUGUUCUUUCCGGCGGAAGCACUGAGUUAGCUGUAACUACCGAGGUCUCUGCUUGCACCAAUGCAAUACGUUAUACGGACAGAACUGUACAUUGUAGGCAUUGUAUGCUGCUGCUAGAUGGUUGUAGUACAGUUCCUGAAUAUACGGGUUCAAUUUGAUCAACAGA